AAAACAUAUCGCUAAAAUGAUGAGGGGGACGCGAAAAUCCACUCUCAUGACUCCAGAUCCAUACCAUACACCUGGGUAAGUGAAUUUUCUUUAAGAACCACCUUAACAUGUCGGCGCGCGAGCAAAUUUUCUGUUUAUUACUCGCAAACAAAUGUACAUCAAUAAUUCCUCAGCUGUAGCUACAAUAGCAAUGGACUCUUACGAUCAAUUUACCUUUACAGCUACUGUGGCUACUGUCCUCAAUUUAAGUACCAAAUCGGUGAAACUUUCGGUAGAACGACCUCGCAGCUUUUGACAACGUCAUCGGUUGCUAGCUCCGGUAGGCCUGUUCUGUCUGACAUUGUUCCACAGCCUCGGCCACCGAAAGACGGCAGGCGAGCGUUAAUCACGGCUCGAUGCUUAAAUCUUGGCGACCAAAAGCUUUGCGAUGAGAUGGUACCCAACUACACAGGUAAGCGGAUAAAUUUUGUUUGUUUCUUUCCUGUAAUUGUUCAAGUUGGUUCCAGAGUUUAAGCACUGAAUUGGUUAAUCCUUAUUAAUAAGCUGGGUACACAAAAAACUGAAUACCGAAGGCAUUUUCGCGGGAACUGUCAACGUAUUGGUGGGAAAUAACGCUUAAACAUAUCCAGGCCAUCUUCAUCUGUACAUUUUACUUCUACGAUUUUUUAUCUGGCUACCAAGAUAGAGUAAUUAGUCUGCUAGUACCCAUUAUGUGCAAAACGAAAAUUGAGGGUAUAGCGAAAAUUUAGACAAACGUGUGAAAACCUUUGUGUUAACUUCCCUUGCCGCAAUUUAAAACAACAUCAAAGGAACCGACAAAUUUACUGGCGAAAUACAACCAUUUCGGUUUAUUCCCGUGAAAAUUAAGAUUGCAGAUCUCUCAAAAAAGAGAUUUAAAGCCAACAAACGAAAGUUUCUGUUCUGUUGUGUGACUGUCGGCGGCCGAGUCAGAGCAUAGUUUACACUUGUAACCAAGGAAGCGACGUCUUGCCAAUGUUUAAUUUAUGUCUCCGUAAUGUAUGCAUUGUCAUCAAACAUUGGCUCAUUUUAAUCAGUUGUUUGUCAUGUUUUUCCUACCCGUUUUUGCAUAUAUUUUUCGUAAGACCAUUCGUUGUUGGCUUGAUCGAGUGGUAGGCCGAGCUGCAACGCUUCUGACAUGUGUACCAAGCGUUCUUUUACAAACCGAGCUUUUGCCUCAAUCGUUAAUGAGAAAAGGUAGAUUUGCGAGUGUUAUACAUUGUAUGUAGUACACCCAGCGAAGCACGCGAGCGCGGGUUUAAAUUACCAGCCGCGAGGAAGGUGUCACGCAAAAUAAACAGACAAAUAAGAAAAAAUAAGCUUCCGUGGGUAGAUCCGCGUGCAACAGGGUUCUUUGGAUAUAUUAAAAUUCAAGGUAUAGAGGUUUUUUAGAGCCCGCUCACAGAAAGCAACACAUAUAUGAUUAACUGAGAUUUUUUCUGAAACCAUUCUCUUUGUGUGGAUGAUUUUCUUGCACGGUAUCGCAGAUAACUCGGCAACUGAGGCAGAAUAAGGAGCAUAUUAGGAAAGCAAAAAGUUUAUGAAACAAAGAGAUCACGAUAAAAUCAUUCAAAGGGGAAAGAGGCAAAAACGGUUACAGAAAACUUCCACUUUUAAUCUUCAGUUGCUUUAUGCAUCCCGCCCAAGGCACUCUCAUAGACUUCUUCAUGAAAUUGAGCGUUAUUACAUUCUAUAGGUUAUAUUCCUAAAGGAGAGCAUUACUUUGGAAAACCCUACGCGGAUACUUGCCUGAGCGCCAUCGCAGAUUUCCAAAGCGAUCAGCUUAAACACCACCGUAAAAUUCGGGACCUGAGAACAAUUGCUGACCUCCAGAAAGGCAAGGAAGUCCCACCAGAGCUCUUAUCCAAAGACACACUCAUCACUACCAAAUACAGGACCCCACUGCAGUCAAUAACCAUAAAACCUAAAGCUUACUACUCUCCAAACGUUCUGCAGCACUCGCUCUCUCCAUACGUCAUGAGCUACGACGACCCGAAAAAGUUCCUUAUGUCAGGUUAUACGGGAUUUGUCCCGCGUGCCCGAGGUCAAAUGGGGAUGGGAUACCCGCUAUUGACGAAUAAGGCGCUCUGCGAGUUUACAGAUGAAAGCGACCGUCUGAAACGAGUAAAGGACCUACCCGUUGUGGUGGAACGUCCCGUGAUCAAAAUCGUCGACACCAAGCCAAUUUAUUUGAAAGAUUCAGGACAAGUCCCGCACUACACUGGCCAUGUACCAGGUAAGGUUUCCAUUAAACGUAAUGAAGGGACCUAUGAUUUUCUCUGAAAAUUAAAUUACAAAUCUUGUGAGCCGUACUUUUUUUCAAAACUUCAAAGGAGAUCUGAAGUACCGAUCAUGCACAUUUGCUUCGGUGGCUGAUUCGCACAUUUGCAUAUUGCCGCCCUCUAGCUUUUGCUUUCAGUAGUGUGGUUAUUGGGGGUUUGUAUUUCUGAUAGAAAAUGUCAGUUUUACAGGGAGAAGUAUUAAAAUUGUAAGUCUUAGAACUGAAACAAUUAGAAGGUUCCAGCCUCUAGAAUUUUCCAAGGACCUGAAAAAAAAAACUAGGGUGGGGUGGGUGUGCACGUAUAGGAAAAAAUCCGGAUUGAAAAAUCGAAAUCCAGGGCCCGGAUGUUUAAUAUGUGGACAGCGCUUGCUCUAUCCACUGGUUAAACCACUAUCCACACUUUCAGUAAACGACUGGGGCUAGGUACCCUGGGUGCCAGAGAAUUUUCAUGCGCAGUUUCCGGUUUCGGUCGAGUCUCUAUGGUGAAGUGCACCGCUCGAGACUUCGGCUGAAGAUGUUUUAGCCUGCGGCCGACAUCGAAGCAUCUCGCCACACGCGAGAGAAAACGUCUGGUACCCAGGUUAGGGUCUAGGUUUCCCUUGGCAUUCAAACUUUUUAUGCACUUCAUCUAUUAAAUGUAUAUUGUUCACUGAUUGCCCUGUGUUUUUCUUUAAUCGGCAUUUUACAGGUGAGAAGUUCCGGUAUGGGAUGACUUUCGGCUACAGCACGCAGAAUGCGAUGCCAAAAAAAGCUCUGACCGUCUAA
Porites lobata is the source of this 3064-nucleotide messenger RNA. The record is from the annotation of a GenBank genome assembly. NCBI's taxonomy places the organism in Eukaryota, Metazoa, Cnidaria, Anthozoa, Scleractinia, Poritidae.